GGGAAUUGCCUGCCCUACGCUCAGAGCAAGCCGGUCACAUGAGCCUGAAUUUUCAGUUCAGUUCAUUAGUCAGCCAUUUUGGUCAACACCCUGCUUACUGCGCACAACCAAUCCUAUUAUCACUCUGUAUCUUGGCUUAUCUGAAGGGAAGUGAGAGAGAGAAGCUGGUAGAUUUCAGCAAUUCUGGAUACCUUUGCCUCUGUAUAUUUUACCAUCAGUGGUUGAUUUUUUUUUUUAAAUAAAGCCUCUUUAGGAAACAGCAAAGGACUGUUUUUAUCUGAUGCAGAGGCCACAUUUGCUGUGUUCAUUUCGGACUAACUGCUUCUAGUCAAAUUGAAGAAAAGAGAGUGUAUUGCGGAAGAAAACAGAGGAAGAGACUACAGAGAAGAAGGGGUAUCUUCCCCUGCCCCCUUGUGCCCUGUGCCUUGUUUUUCUUAAAAAUUAGUGCAUUUUGUGUGAUCUUGAGCAAAUCUUUUCUGGUCCAGCAAGGUAUUUUAUUUUAUUUUCAUCAGAAAGCCUUUCCUUUUUAGUUUUUAUUUUAUUUUAUUUUAUUGUUGUAUCAGCUGAGUCAUCAUGUCUGCUCUGACGCCUCAAGGCGAUAUGCCAACCCCUACCACAGAGAAGAUCACACAGGCUGCCAUGGAGACCAUCUAUCUUUGCAAAUUCCGGGUGUCCAUGGAUGGAGAAUGGCUUUGUUUGCGAGAGCUGGAUGACAUCUCUCUUACACCCGACCCUGAGCCUACCCAUGAAGACUCUUGGGAGGAUUUGACAGAUUUGGUGGAGCAAUUGCGCGAUGAUACAGAAGAUCCCAACUAUCUCAUGGCUAAUGAACGCAUGAACCUGAUGAAUAUGGCUAAACUGAGCAUAAAGGGCUUAAUUGAAUCUGCUCUUAAUCUUGGGAGAACACUAGACUCUGACUAUGCACCUCUUCAGCAGUUUUUUGUAGUGAUGGAGCACUGCCUUAAACAUGGCCUAAAAGCCAAGAAGACUUUUCUGGGCCAAAACAAGUCAUUUUGGGGACCUCUGGAGCUGGUAGAGAAAUUUGUCCCUGAAGCUGGAGAAAUCACAGCAAGUGUUAAAGAUUUGCCAGGGCUGAAAACGCCUGUGGGUAGAGGAAGAGCCUGGCUUCGCCUAGCACUAAUGCAGAAAAAGCUUUCAGAGUACAUGAAAGCCUUGAUAAAUAGAAGGGAAAUUCUCAGUGAAUUUUAUGAACCGAACGCACUCAUGAUGGAAGAAGAAGGUGCCAUAAUUGCUGGUCUUUUAGUAGGCUUGAAUGUCAUAGAUGCAAAUUUCUGCAUGAAGGGUGAAGACUUAGACUCACAGGUUGGAGUUAUUGAUUUUUCGAUGUACUUAAAGGAUGGGAACAGCAGUAAGGGCAAUGAGGGAGAUGGUCAAAUUACUGCAAUCCUGGACCAGAAAAAUUAUGUAGAAGAACUCAAUAGACAUUUAAGUGCCACGGUCAACAAUCUGCAGACAAAGGUUGAUGCUUUAGAAAAAUCCAAUACUAAACUUACUGAGGAGCUUGCUGUUGCAAACAACAGAAUUAUAACUCUACAAGAAGACAUGGAGCGAGUCAAAGAAGAAAGUUCAUACAUUUUGGAAUCCAACAGAAAGGUAACUAAGCAAGAGAGAACUGCUGAUGGACAUGCCCUUAAUGAGGCACGAAAACAGUUGAAGGAGGAAACACAGCUCCGGCUGGAUGUGGAAAAAGAACUUGAAGUGCAGAUUGGAAUGAGGCAAGAGAUGGAACUGGCCAUGAAGAUGCUGGAAAAAGAUGUUUGUGAAAAGCAAGAUGCACUGGUGACACUCAGGCAACAACUUGAUGAUCUCAGGGCCCUAAAACUUGAACUUUCCUUCAAGCUGCAGAGUUCAGACCUGGGAGUGAAACAAAAGAGUGAACUAAACAGUCGCUUGGAGGAGAAGACAAAUCAGAUGGCUGCUACCAUUAAAUUGCUUGAACAAAGUGAAAAGGAUUUGGUGAAACAGGCAAAAACCUUAAAUAGCGCAGCAAACAAACUGAUUCAGAAGCCCCACUAGGCAUUUUUUUUUCUUUUUUGCAGCUGGUCACCUCACAACUCUGACAUCUCAACUCAGUUAUGAGGGGAAAGCAAAAUGAGAUUGAGAAUUUAGAUGUCAGACUUAAAUGUUGUCACCUAAAGUUGACUUGGCAUUUGGUGGAUUUUUAAAUUUUAAAAAAUCUGUUUUUGUUUCGAAGUAGAAAAAAUAGCCUAUAACCUUCCUUUUCCCAGUUAUUUGUUGCUUAAAUUUUACUAAAUUAUAAGUGAUUUGACCAAUAAGUCCUCCACAAAAUUACAAGUAAAAUGAGAUUUGUGGCUUUGUACAUAGAAUUGAUGCAAAGUGUAUACAGCACAAGCUUUUUACUGUUGUUGACAGGAUGUUGGAAAAGGGCAAUCUUCCCCACCCAGCCCAUGCUCAAAUUUAAGGAAAGCUGAGAUAGUUACCCUGUAUGGAAAUUGAGAGCAGUUGGGUGCUUGCUGCAAGCCAAGAUCCUGUAGCUUUUGUUCCUUUUGAUCACAAGACCAGGACAAGCUCACAUCAAAGUUAAGGACUCAUCGUUAGGAGGGUCUAGUCCUUUUUUUGCCAAAGGCUUGCCCACACUGCACGCUUUUCCACCUGUGCAUUUAUUACAAAUGUAUGUAAAUUGAAAGUCUGUGUGACAUGCAGGGUCUGCACAGCACACAAUGCCAGGAAUGCACCAGUUCCCAGAUACCAAUGCUUAAAAUCAUUUAGAGCAGAGCAAGAUGUGUUUCUGCCUGGACUUGCUCAGGUCCUUGAACUUCCAGUUGUGUUUAGGUGAACCUGUAUUGUUCCACUAUCUCUUCGAAGAGGGUUUUUUUUAAGACCAUCUGCCGGACAACCCCAUUGUUGUGAUAUAACCCACUGUGCAUGGGCAUAAAAAAAUAUGCCGAGGAGCACACAUUUAAAUAAAUAAUGCAAACCAAAAUUGCACCAAGCCGUAACUGGAAUACAUUGCAGUGCAGGGACAAGCCAAGAUAGCAAGCCAAUAACAACCCGUUUGCUUUAGGGAAAAAUAAUUCAUUCACCUCCUUUAGGUGACAUGGACGUAGAGCCUAGAUACUAGCUCUAUUUUAAAAUGGUAGAGCCUUCUUAAUCUGCAUUUGCCUUCUACCUCUGCCUUUAUUUUCCAAAUAAAUAAAUAAAUAAAUAAUAGUCAGUGGCUCAGUUCAGACAAAAUGUUAGUCAACACAGUGUGAAAACUCCACUCAGUGGUUGAGUUUUUCGAAGGUACUCCCCACACAACAUGUUCUAACUCCACCUUUGUGUGACUGUGGGCUACCGUGGAGUUGAGUAAAAUCCAUUGCGAUGUUUGAUUGACAGUUCGUCUGCCUUCUCUCCUCCCCCAGUCCUCCUGAUGGUAUCCCAUCAGCCAUUGCUACAAAAAAACAAUCCUGGUGGCUCUCCUAGAGCAGCACUCUCUCCUUUCGCCGCUCUUGCCAGGGAACUCUGUAGCCAGUGGGAAAAGUCAAUUCAACACAACGGAAAACUCCAUGGAGCCUGCCACACAACACGCAACACAACGGUUGUGCAGGAACUCUCCUCUGCACAGCAUGGAUAUUCUACAUGGAGUGUUUUCCCAAAAAAACCUCCACCGUUGCAUGGAGUUUUCCCGCCAGACAACUCAUUUCUCAAUGGUGGUGUAAAAACUCUACCAUGGAGUUCUAAAACCAGUGUUGAGAAACGUGUUGUCUGAACUGAGCCAGUGCGUUCUCUUUUCCUGAAUGUGUGUGUUACCCUCUCUUCCUCUUUUAGGAAAGUUGGAAUCAUGUAUUUUACAAAACAGUUUGUUGUUGUUCUUACCUUAUUUUAAGAGGGAUAAAUGGAAUUGGUAGCAAUUUACUGCUGGUCAGUCAUUGACAGAGUAGCUACAGCAUACAAUAACCUGGUUGUUGUUUAAAGUUGCCUUUUGCUAUUGUUAAUAUUUGAUUCUUAAGCAUUUGGUUCAAAUAUUGCUAAGAGUUGUAGUGGAAGACCAACGAAAACUUAGGAAGUUGGGGGAAACACUGUGCUGCAACUCAAAACUAUUUUUUUUUCUAUUUAGGAUGAAAUUAGGGGGUCUCUUUCUCGUGGUUGCAAGAGUUCACAGUCCUGGUCCCUAAACAGGCUUUAGUGUGUAGAUCAGCCUUCCCCAAC
Messenger RNA from Elgaria multicarinata webbii, 4173 nucleotides. RefSeq names its product RUN and FYVE domain containing 3 (gene RUFY3). Lineage: Eukaryota; Metazoa; Chordata; Lepidosauria; Squamata; Anguidae. The transcript is spliced from 14 exons. The coding region runs from base 574 to 2037 and encodes 487 amino acids. The record is from RefSeq and is a predicted model, not a curated record. Gene Ontology annotation, biological process: regulation of axonogenesis. Gene Ontology annotation, molecular function: metal ion binding. Gene Ontology annotation, cellular component: cytoplasm; dendrite; axon.